AUGGGUGACAACAAUUGGGAUCUAGGUGCGGUUGUAAGAAGCUAUAACAUUAGACCUAGUCAUGACACCAACAAGGUAGAAGUUCCCAGUUUAGGCUUAGAGUCUCUGACUUUUGAAAAGGACGAUGAUUGGAAUUUUUUCCAUAGUCUUUUAGAUGAUGAUCGUGAUGACGACAUCAUGACUUUCGAAGGUUUAACUGACAUAUUCUCUAGGGAUGAACAAAAACCUGAUGCGCCUCAACCUUCUUUUAUCAGUGUUCCUAUUGCUGAUGAGGUCAAGAAUGACCAAAAUGACCAACAGCUGCUGUUACAGCCCAUUCAAUUACCAGCUCAGCAAACCCAACCAAUUCCUCCUCCACCACCACCACUAGCGGCUGCAGCAGUAGCAGCAGCGCGUGUGCCAGCAGCAGCACUGCAGAAAGUGAUUCCGCAGCAACUGAAUCCACGUCCAGUUCUGAAGCGGGCAAAAGUUCGUCCUACUAUCGCUGUUCCCAUAAGAAAUCCUAUCAUCCAAAUUCGAAGAAGGAAAAAUCAGCCGGAAAAGACAGUCCAUGAAGUGAGUCAAGAGGAACUCAUUGAUUUUACAUGGGCAUGGCGUAAAUACGGUCAGAAGCCAAUCAAAGGGUCUCUAUUUCCGAGGAACUACUAUAGGUGUAGCACUUCAAAAGACUGCGACGCGAGGAAACACAUUGAGAAAAGCCCAAGGGAUCCAAACCUAUUUAUCGUCGCCUAUUCAGGUGAACACAACCAUCCUCCCCCGGCAAACCGCUGCACUCUCUCCGACAGCACCAAUUCCAAACCCAAAUCCAAAAAGCUCCCUAAAGGCAUAAACAUUGUUCCUAGGCGAUCCUUAAGCUUCAAUCCAUCUUCAUCUAAUGACUCCGGUUCCAGUCCAAUUAGCCCAAAUACGCCACCUGUGUUCGAUAUCGAGAGCGCAACCCCAAACAAGAACGAAAUGGUUGUAGAGGAGAAGAAAGCAGACAAUGAAGAGGAGGAGGAGAAAGUUAUUCUGAUUCCUAACAAUUUCAUGACUGAAGAUAUUAUCAAGAGCUUUGAAGAACUCAAUGGAAUUACUACCCCCGCAGCACCAAAAUUUGCGGCCAAAGGACGAAUUCUCUGA
Molecule: messenger RNA, 1119 nt
Organism: Nicotiana tabacum (common tobacco)
Lineage: Eukaryota; Viridiplantae; Streptophyta; Magnoliopsida; Solanales; Solanaceae
Source: RefSeq, a predicted model, not a curated record